Symbiodinium pilosum is the source of this 349-nucleotide messenger RNA. The record is from the annotation of a GenBank genome assembly. NCBI's taxonomy places the organism in Eukaryota, Dinophyceae, Suessiales, Symbiodiniaceae.
GCUCGUGCUGGGCAUUGAGUCUAGCUGUGAUGAUACCGGCGCUGCUGUUCUCAGGGGUGAUGGCCAGAUUCUUGGAGAAGCUUUGGCAUCACAGGCCAAUAUCCAUGAGCAGUGGGGCGGUGUUGUGCCCCGGCUGGCGCAGGAAGGUCACAAACAGGCCAUCGACGGAACCGUGGAAGAAGCGUUGCGACGAGCAGGGAUUGCGAGCGCAGAUUUAUCUGCCGUCGCUGUGACUGUGGGACCUGGGCUUGGCCUUUGUCUCGAGGUUGGUGUUCGCAAGGCGAUCCGCUUUGCAGCUGAGCACCGUUUGCCACUGGUGCGCGUCCACCACAUGGAAGCUCACAUGAUG